This is a messenger RNA of Bombyx mandarina (wild silkworm), 290 nucleotides long. RefSeq lists its product as uncharacterized. NCBI's taxonomy places the organism in Eukaryota, Metazoa, Arthropoda, Insecta, Lepidoptera, Bombycidae. The record is from RefSeq and is a predicted model, not a curated record.
UUGAGAAUAAUACUUGGUCGUACGAGUCCACUUUAAUCAACAUGUUCAAAUAUCUGCUGUUCGCUGCUAUUCUUGCGUUUGCUGCCGCAAAGCCUUUGGUGUAUGAGUACCCAGUUGCCUACACCGCCCCAGUUGCCGCUGCAUAUACUUCACCUGUUGCGUACUCUGCAUAUUCCGCCUACUCACCUCUUGGCUAUUCUGCCUACACCUACUCGGCCCCAUACACUUACUACGUUCGCUGAUUGACAACCAAAAGGCUAUUUUGAAUGCGAUUGAAUUUCGAUUAUGUU